CCUAUCGGCCCUCACCUCUGCACCUGGCUCCAGUGAGGAGCUGUGACACCUCAUACAGCUCGUUAUUUAGCUGCAGGAAAACAGCUGGCUGCCCUGACAUCACAGCUACUGAUGCCUGCUUUGACUGCUUUAUUUAGUCAGUCUGGUGUUUGUGUAAGGACAAUUACUGUUCCAUCCAAACAGACCUUUUAUUAUCUGACACAUUAAGUGCGCAAACAAAAGUUUAACUGUAAUUACAGUCCUGCUGCAGUCUACUUGGAUCUAGUUAAUAUCUAGAAGAGUUGUGCUCUUGUUGCGCAGGUGAGCUGGACUCACCCCUGCAGUAAUGAACCGCAGCAUUUCUGUAAUGAGCUGCAGAGCAAACAAUGGUUUCUGUGGGAUAUCUAGAAUCUAAAAGCACCUCUGCUCCCCUUUGCUUGCUGCUCUUUGAGGCUUCUCAUGCCCAACUGGUCUCCAGUCUGUCUGCACUUCAUUAAAACUUUUUAUUUUAACUGGACGCUCUAGUUUAACGUUAUUGCACCUGGGGAGGGUGCACGUGCGGAGGCUAUUAGGUUAAGGGUUUGAUUAAACGCGCAUCGUAACCAUUUUCAUCAGGGAGCGGGAAUAUUGCUCCUCAUGCUGCAUCCAGGUCAGCUGCAGCUGCUGUGCCACCAAAUUAAAAAUACAGACACAACAAGCGAGUGCUGUGCAUACUUCUGCACAGAUUUAUUCUGUUUACAUGUGUACAUGUGUGAACACGCUUGUACUCCUGUUAUUUUGCAAAGAAGGGAGAGAAAAAGGGGAGGAAGCUUAACAAUUCCUCAAAUGAACAAAUGAAACAUCAAAUUAGUCCGCCUGAGGGCCUCAUUUUUUGUACUUCUACAUUAUAACUAGUUAUUGAACUAGGUGCACGAUCUGAAAGCCAUUUGUGGGGAGAAGGAAUUCAUUGCUGUCUCUCCAUCAAUAAUCCUUGGCAGUGAACUAUUGGAAGCAGUCAAACGCGAGGGGUGAAACGCGGGUCAGGCUGUCUAACUAAUAUUAAAAUGCGUCCGCCAGAGCGCACGAGGAGAGAGGCGAGAGUGGUGUGUGUGCAGCUUGCACAACAAACAGCGUGUAUCUAGAUGAGCACUUAACAAAGCCAAAUGAACAUGAGUGGGGAUUUUUGGUGCAGUUUCCACUUCAGUUCACAGCGUGUGCGUAAAUGCAAAGAAAAAAAAGUCUAUGGAUUGAUACCCACAAUGCACUCGGAGAAAUAUGUAGAUAGAGAUGUUUUUUGACAGUGUCUGUAUCCCCCUGUGCAUUUCCACUGUAAUCAAUUCCAUUGAUUCACAAUCCGAGCAUGUUUGCUGUUUUUAAUAACCCCCCGAACAGGUCACAUGUCUGAUAUUGCAUUUUUCAUCCGAGGCUUUUCUCAUUAGCUCUCGGAGUGGCAGGAAGCAGGGUUACCGAGCGGUCAGUAUGGUAAUGGCGAGCACAAGAAAUGGUUGGGAACAAUAGAAACUUAUUUUUCAUCUGUGCUGUCACGCCGUCCCUUUGUACGCGCCGUGUUUGUGCCUGAAUAUUCAUAUAGGAGCUACCUCAAAGGCGCAGGGUGAAUAUGUGGAGAAAGGGGAGCCUCUUAUCCUUUACGCACAGCGUUUUUGUGUGCAGGCAUAUUGGUGUACUCUAUUUUUAAUUAGAAACCAUGUUUUAGUAUUAUCUGUGAUUGUUUUCUCCUCUUUUCUUGGCACAGCUUUGUGCGUAAUUUCUUCCUCUUUAUCCUUUAAACGCAUGCCAAUCUAAUCCAGACAUAACCUGCAGAAAGCUUUGCCUGAGAGAUCCUCCUUUCCAGCUGCUAACCUUAAACUCAUUAGUUGUCUAUAUGUACCCUGUAGAACCGAAUUUGUGUGAAGUCCAAACAGUCGCAAAUACGUCUCUACAGGAAUACAUGGGCAACUGAAAUACCACGCCAGUCAGCCCGUGGAUUCUCCUGCUUGUUUCUGCUCCUCUAUCUCUGGCUUUCCUCUCGCUUCUGCAUACAAACACAUCCAUCCAGGCUCGAGCAUCCCAAUAACGCUGUCACAAAGUGUAUUCACAGCGCAGACAGCCGUGGAUUGUGCAGGCAGGUUUAGGCCACAGAGAGUGGAGCCAUGUGUGCAGUGUGGAGGCUACUACUGUGUCAGAGCCUGUAAAACACGUUAGGAACCAGGGGUCGUUUAAAAGUGACUGAUUUACGGCUUUUAUUGCUCUAUAAAACGCCUCUAACAUCCUCGCGAGGGCUAAUAGAAAUGUCGCGCGCAUUCUGUACAAACAGGAAGGCCAGAAAUGCCAUUGCGCGUCACUUUUAGCCAUAUUAUGUAAUUAUUUCUCUGGUUAUGGAUGCAUGAGUCAAGUUUUUGUUUUCAGCUGUUUCCCAGAGAUGGACUUGGGUUUGUCUGCGAGUGGGAGGACUUUUAGUCGUUACUUUAUUCCUGUUAUUGUAAUCUUUGGACAUUUUUCAACCUGAUAUUUUGGCAUUUUGCCCCAAACACUAUCCUAGCAAUAAAUCAUGUCCUCUAUCCUAUAUGUAUAUGAUAUAUUUAAGAAUAUAACAGUGGAAGAAACUGAAUCAGGAUGUUGUGUGAAGGCUGCUUUCUUUUUCUCUGACCACAGCAGAGUGUGAGAUUUGGAAUGGAAGCAUACAACAGCACAUGACAAGUUUAUACAGCCAGGCAGGAUCAGUUUACAGAGGAAUAGCAGACCUCCAGUGAUGUGCAGGAGAGAUGGUGCUUUUGCAAUGGAAAACGUGUAACAUUUGGUGGCUGUUUCCAACAGGCAGCUAGGCUAAGCCAGAUUUGAAACUGAUUUUUAUUCACAUAGGUAAACAUGCUAUCACAGGUUGAAACAAAGUGUGUAAAAAGUGAUUUUUCUGCACAUGAUGUGUAUUUUCUACAUCCAUGGCAUGUCUUUUCUUGUACUUUGACUGGAGCUUGUAUUCACUGGUGAUGUGGUAACAUGUGAUAAUGAUCAAGCUUCUUAUUUAGACCACAACAAAAGGCGUAACUUGUCUAGCAAGACAAAGCAGGAGAUAAGGACACUCAGUGUUGGAAAAACAGAGUCAGGAGCAGAAGCAGCAGUCUGUUAUCUGAAAGAGCCUCAUUAGAAGAAAAAAUAUAUAAUUUUUAUGUUUUUGAAACUAAAAGAACAAAAUCCCUUUAUUUGAUAAGAGCACAGAUCAUUUUUUUCUUCUAUUCCUCUGUUGUUGCAGUAACCAAAUGUACCAUAACACCUAUGUGACUCAUAUGAUGAUCAUAAUGUUCUGAUACUGUGAUCUUUGACUCCAUAAUGACACUGGUCCCAUCCUCUGGAUGUAUCAUCUUAAUGGUUGGGUCCUGCUGCUGACUGGUCUGUGACAUCAUCAUGAUGCUUGGUGGGACUGCAGAGCUGUGCUUUACUUUCACUGUGGUCUUAUUGGGUUAGUCUGGUCCCGGGACACCUAUGUGGUCUGAGAAGUGUAGCUGCUGUUUCUAGCUAAUUAUAAUAAUAAUCAAGUUAAUGUAGACCAGGGGUGGGCAACUGGUGGCCUGGGGGCCACAUAUAGCCAUCCACUUCACUCAACAUGGCCCCCAAGUCAAUUUCGCUACUAAAACAUUGCAGAUUUAAAGAUACAUAUUUUGGGCAUUCCUUUAUUCAUAGAGGAGGAUAGUUGAUGGAGUGAGAAACAGAGAUGAGAGAGAGACAUGCAGGAAAGCAGCCACAGGCUGGACCUGGACAGGCUGCUUACAUACAUGGGGGCACACCUUAAACCACUAGGCCAUCUGUGCCCCAUAAAUUGCAAAUUUAAAGAAAACAUUACAAAAUCUACAAUAAAAAUGGAAACAUUUCUCUUAUAAUCUUUGAUUAUUGGUAAGUGUUGAUUUUCUGAAAAAUACUAGGUCUAAUUGGCUGCAAUUGUUUAUAUGCAUCACUAAAUGCACAAGUGAAAAAGCAAAAUAUAUUAAAAUAACAAAUAAUGAUCAUGUGCACUGCAUUGAAAAAGCAGUUUGGAAUUUAUUUAAUUCUGUGUUUAUCUUAUUAAAUUAACUAUCUCUACUGACCAGCUGUUCAGUUGAGAAUAUCUGGCCCCACUGACAAUAAAAUCAGUGCAUCCCUCUUCAGUACCAAAGUUGCCCAUCCCUGAUGCAUUUGGAUAAACCUGACGUUUUAAAACCACAUUUGUGUCACUGUCAUGUAAAAUUAGCGUCCGUGAUCCAGUCCAGCUUUUGAAAUAAUCAAAUACUCCUUACUUCUGUGUCUGUGAUUUUCACUGAAAAGUUGUAGGCUGUGGAUUUCAAAGGGAUAUGAUAUCAAAGUAGACAAAUAUCUCCUCAUGAAGUGAGGGCUUUGAUGAGUUGUCCUGACUCUCUCAUCAUUAUCAGAUGUUCAGGCCUGUUUUCAAACAGCAGCCCCUCCUCCAGACCCCCCAUCUGACAUUUAGCUUCACCAUAAACCUUUUAAAUAUCAGUGCUGAAAUGCUUUUAGAAAUAUCAUCCAAACUGCAGCAGUCUUAAGUGUAUUAAUGGAGCGUAAUGUGUUUCACAGCUCAAGUGCUGUUGCUAAAGACUUCAUUAAUUAGCUGAUAACCUUUCUAUAAGGGAGCAGGCUAACUAAAUGAUUGCUUUGCUAUUGUUGUGCCUUAUCCUUGGCGAAUCACCUAUUGUCCCUUUGAAUAAUUGAGACCAGUGGAUUUUGCCUGUUUUAUUUUUUCCUUGGUCAGCAACUAGCUACUAGUUUUGUCCCUAAGAUCAAUUGCGUUGGUAAGACAAGCAGAGAGGGAGAGAGAGAGAGAGUGGUAGAGAGAGGUAGGGACAAAGAGAGAGGGGGAGAGAUUUGUGCCCACAAUGGCGACUGUAGGUAUGCUAAAUACCUCUGGUUCCUUAUCCGGGAACUACCUCUUACUCUGCGAUUGGGCCACUGGGUCACGUGGUAAAAGUAACUUUACAGGGCUGCUCGCAAGUAGGAGGGCUUUAUGGAGCAGAAAAACGACAAAGCUAGAAAAAUUAUUUUCCACUCCAGAAAUUAAUGAUCAUGAGCUCGUAUUUGAUGGAGUCUAACUACAUUGAUCCGAAAUUUCCUCCAUGUGAGGAAUAUUCGCAAAAUAACUACAUCCCCGAGCACAGUCCAGAAUAUUACAGCCGCGCGAGGGACACUGGCUACCAGCAUCACCACCAGGAGUUAUAUCCUCCGCGGGCGAGCUACCAAGAGCGCCAGUAUAACUGUGCAAGCAUCCCUGAACCUGACACGCCACGGGGACAUGGAAUACCCCAAUCUGCGCACCUGCUGACAGGGAAAGGGCAGCCUGCUUCAUGUGAAACCCCACAGUUGUCCAUGUCCCCCGCCACCCCACCGGCCGCCACCUCCGCCUGCAACCAAGCCACCCCGGAGCAUCCUAACAGCACAGCCUCCUCCAAGCAGCCCGUGGUGUACCCGUGGAUGAAGAAAAUUCACGUCAGCACUGUGAACUCGGGGUACAAUGGGACGGAGCCCAAGCGGUCUAGGACAGCUUACACCCGGCAGCAGGUCUUAGAAUUGGAGAAGGAAUUCCACUAUAACCGAUAUUUAACUCGACGGAGGCGCAUCGAGAUCGCCCACACCCUGGUUCUCUCCGAGCGACAGAUAAAAAUCUGGUUUCAAAACCGCAGGAUGAAAUGGAAAAAGGAUCACAGGCUGCCGAACACCAAAGUGAGAUCCUCCUCCUCCUCCUCCGGCUCCAACACAGGCUCUGCAGCCGGCGCUGUAGCCGCUGCCUCGGCCACUAACACAGGGGCCCCCGACGAACUGAGCGGAGCGCAGCAUGGAGAGGACAUUACCAGGUUAUAAACCCACGAGCCAGAAAAAGAACUGGUUAUUUAUAGAACAAUUCUAUAUUUUGUUUUGGUAGCUAUCUUGUGCGGUUUCCUUUAAGUCCAAAGUUAUAUAAAUUGCAUGUUAUAUAGCAUGGAUUACUGCGAACACCGAUGAAUUAUUUUUACGUGACACAGGGUUUAAUUUAUUUGAAGCUCAAUUAAAAUGUUUUUUAUUAAAAAUGUUUUGAAUGAAGGAACAAAAAAAGUAGAAAAAAAAUAUACAUUUUAUCAAAAUGUUAUUGUGGGCCAUUCUUUUGCCCUGCUGCCCAAUAAGGUGAAAUGCACAAUCUAUUUAUUUCAAACAACACUGGAAGGAAAUCCAUAUAAUAAUAGUUAUUUUUGGUAUAUAAAAAAGCUGGAACACACCAUUGAUCUUUAACUUGUUUGUUUUGGAUAAUGUGUGAAAUUACCUCGUGUAUUUAAAAAAAACAGGCUUUUGAUUUCCAGUUAAGUUUUGUGGUGUUGAUGUUGUGUUUUAGACCGUUAAAAAGCAGAUUAUUGUGAAAUGCAAUAAACGGAGUGUAGUGUACUUGUGCUAAUCAUAUUGAUCAAUAAAACAGUGAGUGUCUACUAGUUUUAAAAACGUUUGGUCCAACAUUCAUUUUAGGCAAGAUGAGGUCUGCUUUUAUUUUUGGUAAUUCUGAGGGAAUUAAAAUUGUACACAUGUAUGUGUGAAUAUUGAAGCAUUUCAUGACGGGGGAACAAAAUCCACUGUGUUUUCAAUCUUUGUAAGUCCUGCAGCUCAUUCUGGCGUCAGUGUGUACAGGCUGUGUGCGCGUGCGUGGGUCUGUAUGUGUGUUAACGCCUGGCUCAUAAUGGACUGAACUUAUUUCUAAUAUCUCGAAAAAGACCUAGUUUUCGCUCUGCAACCUCAUCAGUCUGAAGGGCAUUCAAUUAGCGCUAAAGACGUGGAGCCAGUGAGGCCCUGAACGCAACACUGCACUGCCUCUGUGCGUCCUGCGUCCUGACCUCAACACAAAGCUGCAUGCCAUUCAUUUAGAGGACAUUUGCAAUGUGUUAGACCUUCUAGAUUGUUGUGAAAAUAUUCUGAAUCAUUUUGUAAGUAGCUGCCCUGCUUUUUUUUAGACUCCGCUGCACCAUGCGACUGAAGUUUUCAAAUGUAAAAAACAAAAGACAUCAAAUAAAAAAUGAAAUAAAGUGGUGGAUUGCAGAUAGAGUGACUGUUGUGCGUCAUGUUGGGGAUGGACUGAAUUUUGCUUUCAAGCUCUGCAAUGAUGCUGAUGUUGUUGUGUUGUUUACUCUGUUAUUUUUCCCAUUGCAUCUACUUGCUGUCUCCUUAUUGGGCCAGAGUGUCCAUACAAAAAAAAGCACAUUUAAAAAAUAAAUAUUAAAAUGCUGAAUGCAACGUCAUCAAUUACAGGAGGACCAACACAAGGACAGUUUAAGACUGUAGAUCUGCUGGAUUGACCCAACAACCUGACAAAAUAUCACAUGGAAUGUAUCUUAACUCAAACGUCUGUUUGGUGUUUUCUCCUUUUUUGUAUUUUGCGCAAAGGAUUGCAUGACUAAAACCCAAAGACGCGCAAGAAUUUGAUAGAUUAUUGAAAUAGUGACAUGAAUAGGCCUUAUAUAAAAUGCCUCGCGUAGUGGGGGAG
This is a messenger RNA of Cheilinus undulatus (humphead wrasse), 7438 nucleotides long. It is a transcript of the gene hoxc4a, whose product is annotated as homeobox C4a. The transcript has 2 exons. The record is from RefSeq and is a predicted model, not a curated record. Gene Ontology annotation, cellular component: nucleus. Gene Ontology annotation, biological process: embryonic skeletal system morphogenesis; anterior/posterior pattern specification; regulation of transcription by RNA polymerase II. Lineage: Eukaryota; Metazoa; Chordata; Actinopteri; Labriformes; Labridae. The coding region runs from base 4999 to 5796 and encodes 265 amino acids. Gene Ontology annotation, molecular function: RNA polymerase II cis-regulatory region sequence-specific DNA binding; DNA-binding transcription factor activity, RNA polymerase II-specific.